AUGGUGGCCGUCAUGGACCGGUUGACACACAAGCUAACGUGGUUCGAGGACGUCUUUGACAACACGAUUGUCGCGCAAUGGCGUGAAGAGCUGGACCGGGAUCACUUCAUCGCGAGCCCCCGGCUGAUGAAAGGCAAGACCUGGGACUGGUGCGUGCAGGAGCUCCGCGACAAAGCCGUCUACUACAAGGAGCAUCAGCAUAUACGCCAAAUCAACAGCGCCAAGAACGGUGUGGAAGCAUGUGUGGAUGCAGGUGUGAACGCACAGCCAAACAUGGGACUGUACGCUCAAGCCAACGACCACGAGCCAAGUUGGUUCGCCACAGAAAAAAGAGAAGAAAGAGAAGAAGCUAGCCAUAUGACUACGGGCGAGCAGAUUGAAAUCAACAACGAGCAGGAGUUCGAGGACGAGCAUCAAGCAGAGGACCAAAAUCUCGCAUUGGACCAGAACACGGCAUAUACUCUUUCAUAUGACGAAGAGAUGGACAAAUUAACCGAUGUUACAGCUGAUUCAGACUGGGACUGGAAGAGCCAGGCAUGGCAGCCGAACAAAGGCAGCAUACUCAACAUCGCUGGGUCCGCUCACAUGAUUUCCACCCUCGUCGAUCCGCUGCUAUUUCCGCUGGUGUACGGUAAAACUGAUGUUUUACAACAUGGGGGCACUGUCCCUCUUAGCAAUGUACUGGCAUCAUAUGGCGCCACACAAACCGCACCGCAGCCCAUGGCGGGCGAAACCCUCCAGGCUACAUGUCCCUGGAGUCGAAAAUAUCAGAGUCUUCCGUGCGAGGUCGCAUUUGAUAACGACAGCGGCGAUAGCAACAAUAACAAAGUCAAAAUCACAUCAUACAUCAAUGGACUUCACUCCAACCACGCAGGGAUGUACCUGGCCAUCGAACGGGUGCUCGCAUGCGUCAUACAGCCCUGGAAUGACUGUCUUGUCCGUGGAGACCGCGACAUGGUCGACCGUUGCAACCUGGGCCAGCUAGGACCUAUCCCGGCUCGCAUCAUCACAUACGGUAUGGAAUGGGAAAAUGAACUACCCGAUUGGGCGACUGCGUUCCGGAUUCCGACUAAAGGCAGGAAACAGGAAUACUUUGAAAACCAGAAGAUACUGCAACGCCUACCAAAGGACGUCAGGAAGAGGAAAUGGGAAGACGACGGCCUAGCAUUUGAAUUUGCCGACGUCAUUAAUAAAGAACACCGGACUCUGCCACCACGAGACUCGGACCCGUGGCGGCGAGCCAGAGAAUAUCUCGAGAGGCCCGAGCAGAACCUCAAUACGGACGAAACCACCUGCGUAAAUCAAGUCACCAUGCCCCCUAACGACUGGGUCAUAGGGGACGAAAGAACGUGGGAUCUCUGCGAGAAGACCGAGCGACUGAUCUGCUACAGGCAUCCCGAACCGGGAACGGCUUUCAACUACGAAGAGUGGAAGAUGGGCCGCCAUAAUAGCCGGCCAAUCGUAGACAAGGCAGUUCCAGAACCGAGGCAAAUUACAGAACGCUUCCGGUGCCCGCCGUUUACCCCGCCACACAUGCGUUAUUUGGUAGCGUUGCAAGACCACUUCCGGGACCAGGGCCUGCAAGUGCUAGCCGAGACCAGUAGCAUCGAGCUUACACCGGAGGCACCGGCCUAUGCACCGCACGCGGCCGCUCGAGCGGAAGUGUAUGCCGCGAGGACUGCUAAAAAAAUUGCAAUGGCCUUGUCUGAGUGUAAACCUAUAUACCCGAUAAGACAACCAGACAAAGAUGGCUGGCAACUGUCCGGCCAGCUGAAUGAGCACAUUGCUGCUGUUGCCGUAUUCGUAUUUGAUGUUGUAGAGAACAUCACCGAGCCUCGCCUGGCCUUUCGCCAGAGAACGUCUUUAGACUAUUCGCUCCACCGAUACGACGAGUUUUAUCAGCCGCCGGCUAAUGCUUCGAAAGACUAUAACGCUUGGGCUGACGGGCCAGCCCAUAUGAUGGGCAAAGGAUAG
Grosmannia clavigera kw1407 is the source of this 1974-nucleotide messenger RNA. RefSeq lists its product as uncharacterized. The transcript is spliced from 3 exons. The record is from RefSeq and is a predicted model, not a curated record. Lineage: Eukaryota; Fungi; Ascomycota; Sordariomycetes; Ophiostomatales; Ophiostomataceae. Bases 1 to 1974 code for a protein of 657 amino acids.